Striga asiatica is the source of this 3621-nucleotide messenger RNA. The record is from the annotation of a GenBank genome assembly. Lineage: Eukaryota; Viridiplantae; Streptophyta; Magnoliopsida; Lamiales; Orobanchaceae.
CUCGCAACGUCUUCCACAUACGCUUUUAUCGUCUCAACAGCAAACAUCACUUUGCGAUUUUUCUCGAAACCCUAUCAACCCUAUUCUCCCAAUCCUUUUAUCCCUUCGAUCGAAAUCCGAUUUUUUGAGUUCCACCAGCCGCCGACGUCGAUCGAGUUAUUCACCCGCCAGAGCGCCGUAAUUUGUUUGCCGGAUCUCCAUUUGAUGAUGGCGGAGUUCAAUUGACGAGGGCGAGCCCUAACUGGUUUGUUCUACCGGUUGAUUUUCGCGCGAUAUUCCCUGCCAUUCGGAGGUUGAUUCGUGGAAGCUGCAAUUCGGAGCGAAUUGUUCGAUACCUGAGGCUGGGGUUUUGUUCGAAAUAUUGAUCGAGAAGUCUCGGCAGAGUUCGAGUUCAGCGGCUCGAGGAGGAGGCGGUGACGUAGAGAUCCCUUCCGGCGGUAGAGGAAAGCGAUUUCCGGUGGUUUUAUCUGAUCUGUUGGAUCAGUGUGAUUUCUGGUCGUUUGGCGGUGUUUGGAAUUGAGAUCCAGACGCUCCAUCCUAUCUGUGGAAAAUUGAACGAGUGUCAGCACAGAAGUUGAUUGUUUUGGAGUCUUUGAGCGUUUAGAAGACCAUUAGUCGGUUUGAUUAUUUUUCCUGAGCAAGAAAAAGAAGAAAAAAAAAAGAGCUUCUUCGUUUUCAUUGUACCUCUGUUAUUGUUAUUGUUAUCAUUUUAGUUUUUAUUUUGAGUUGAAUGUCAGGUCAUUCAUUGUGUAUCAUUUGACGGCCUUUGUCUCUGUUUGUGGUUAUUUCUCUUUGGGAGAGAAAAGAAAAGAUAUUCAGAAAAGUGAAAGAAAUAUGGCUGUUUAUUAUAAAUUCAAAAGUGCUAAAGAUUAUGAUUCAGUUGCGAUCGACGGUCACUUUAUAUCGGUGGGACACUUGAAAGAAAAAAUAUUUGAAUUAAAGCAUUUGGGCAGAGGUACAGAUUUUGACCUUGUGGUCACCAACGCCCAGACUAAUGAAGAGUAUCUCGAUGAAGGAAUGUUAAUUCCCAAAAAUACUUCAGUUUUAAUACGCCGGGUUCCUGGACGUCCUCGCAAGGCCAUAGUUACUGCUCCUGUUACCGUGCAAGAAGAGCCUAAUGUCGAAAAUAAUUACGAUGAUGGUCAAGCGGUAAAAGGUGGUGUUUCUGGAGUAUAUCAACCUGCCACGAAUAAUGCUGAAGAUUUUGAAUGGGAUGAAUUUGGGAAUGACCUCUACGCAAUUCCUGAAACUGUACCUGUUCAGUCAAACAUCCCGGUUCAGGAUGCUGCUCCUGUUAGCAAAGAUGAUGAGGAGAGCAAGAUUAAAGCUUUAAUUGACACUCCAGCCUUAGAUUGGCAGCGGGGUUUUGGACGGGGCAUGGGUGGAAGAAUGAUGGGUGGACGUGGUUUCGGUCGAGGUGGAUUUGAGAAAAAGACACCACCACCAGGCUACAUAUGCCAUAGAUGCAAGGUUCCUGGGCAUUUUAUUCAGCACUGUCCAACGAAUGGCGAUCCCACCUUUGACAUCAAGAGGGUCAAACCUCCGACUGGAAUUCCAAAGUCAAUGUUGAUGGCGACUCCAGAUGGCUCGUAUGCGCUACCAAGUGGAGCCGUGGCAGUUCUUAAACCAAAUGAGGCUGCAUUCGAGAAAGAGAUUGAGGGAAUGCCGUCCACGCGUUCUGUUGGUGAUCUCCCUCCAGAACUACAUUGUCCACUUUGUAAAGAAGUUAUGAAGGAUGCUGUCCUCACGAGCAAGUGUUGUUUUACUAGCUUUUGUGAUAGAUGUAUAAGAGAUCACAUCAUAUCCAAAUCAAUGUGUGUGUGCGGGGCCACAAAUAUUCUCGCAGAUGAUCUGUUGCCAAACAAGACGUUAAGAGAUACUAUUAACCGGAUUCUAGAAUCCAAUAAUAACAGCACUGAAAAUGGUGGGAGUGCUUUUCAAGUCCAAGACAUGGAAUCUCGCAAUCCACAAGCUAAGGUUCCAUCCCCUACACAGUCGGUUGCCUCAAAAGGACAGCAAAUGCCUGCUCCACCACCUCAAAGGGAUGAUGCUUCGAAAGUUGGAGAUAUUGUUGAAAAUAAGUCUUCCAGUCUGCCACUGAUACAGGAAAAGGGGAGAAAUAUAGAUGUACCUGAUGUUUCAGAAGCUACACAUGACUCAAGAACAGUUAAAGAAGCUGCUUCACGGGGAAGUGUUCCUUUGGCUGAUGAAGAGGUACAACAGAAACCAGUUUCUGGGGAAGCAGGAAAGAAGAAGAAAAAGAAGAAAAUUCGGAUGCCUCCUGGUGCUCCAGAUAUGCAAUGGAGAAAUGCACAAGAACUUGCACCCGAGAAUUAUAUGAUGCCGUUAGGUCCUUCUGCUUUUAAUCCUUACUGGAACGGCAUUCAACCUGGACUGGAUGGAUUCAUGCCUCCUCCAUAUGGUGGUCCCAUGCCACCAUACAUGGGUUACGGAUUUAAUCCAAUGGAAGUUCCAUUUCCGGGUGCUUUACCACACGAUCCAUUUGGAGGACCUGGCUGUAUGUUUCCUUAUGGCCCUCCUCAGCCUCAGAGGGAUCUUGCUGAGUUGGCCAUGGGAUUUAACUCGGGGCCACCCAUCAUGAGUCGAGAGGAAUUUGAAGCCCGCAAAGCUGAUCUGAAGAGGAAACGUGAAAUGGAGAGACGCGAUGAAAGAAACCGAACCCUCCUCCACCCUCCGACCACCACCACCACCACCGCCAUAACCGACACUCACCGGAGCUCUCACGCCCGUCCUCCAAGAAGAAACACGACACCCAACCAUCUCCCGACCACCACCAAAACCGCAGCUGGCAGCGCCACUCGGAAUCCCCGCCGCCGCCGCCGCCGCCCUCGUCAGCAGCCGAUCGGAAGCAGAAGCCGAGCGUCUUCUCCCGCAUCAGCUUCCCGGAAAACGAGAGGAAGAAGCCGCCUCAGGCUCCGGCACCGGCACCGGCGGGCCCCACAGGAUCCUCCGGCAAGGGGGCGGCGCCCCACCACAACUCGAACGGACACCUCCACCACCAUGAGGCGGCGGACAAUGACAGCAGUGACGACGAGAGGCAUUUCAAGAGGCGGCGCUCUUCUUCAUCGAGGUAUGAGUCGCCGCCGCCGCCUGCCGAGGAGGAGCACCGCCGCCGGUCGAGGGAUAGGGAAAGGGAACGUCAUAGCAAGCAUAGAUGAGAAAUGAGGGGGUUUUGAUAUGGAUUGGUGGGAUUUGCUUGCUAUAUGUGGUUUGGAGGUUUUGUUUUUUUUUUUGUUUUGUUUUGUCGGUUAAUAAUGUAAGGGUUGGUGUUUGGACUGAAUCGUUCAUUUAAAUUAUGAAAUGAUAAGCUUUGCAUGUUUUAUCACUUGUCCUUAUUGAUGUGUUUCAAAUCUCUUUUUAGGAGGAAGAAUUCUUGCAGUGAAACACUUUUGAUGUGUACACUGUACUCAAGUUUUUCGAUUAAAUAUGAUAUGAGAUCAUGGGAGAAAAACAAUACCCGUUUGUGUGAUUGAUACUUUUUUGAAAACAAUAAUUAUAACAAAAGUUUUAUUUUAAAAUUUUUAAGCCUUUUGAAAAAAUUAUGUUAUAAUUUUUGUUAUGUGGAUAUGUUAAAAAAUAUUUUAAGUAGUAAAUAAUAAA